Molecule: messenger RNA, 1855 nt
Organism: Malania oleifera
Lineage: Eukaryota; Viridiplantae; Streptophyta; Magnoliopsida; Santalales; Ximeniaceae
Product: CBL-interacting serine/threonine-protein kinase 6
Exons: 1
Coding region: 313-1632 (439 amino acids)
Biological process (GO): protein phosphorylation; signal transduction
Molecular function (GO): ATP binding; protein kinase activity
Source: RefSeq, a predicted model, not a curated record
AGUGACACGGAGAAUACAAUUUCUUCGUCUUCCUCCAAACCCUAAAGCCUCCUCCUUUGCUCCGUUGCAGAGAGAGAGAGAGAGAGAACCUCUCUGGGAAUGCACAGAGAUGUGCAGAACUGCGCUGUCUAAACUCGAGCUCGGCGUACGCGCCAAUAGGAUCAUCGGCGGCAGGAAUUGCCACCGGAAGCACGUCGAGGACGGGUAGAUAUUGGUGCUCGAAUAUUUCUAGGUGCAGAGAUUUUACGAAUUUGUAUAUCGGGUCAUUCUGCGUGUUUUUUUGUACGAUUUUAGCUUAGAAAGGACUAUUUAAUGGCGGAAAGAGGGAAGGAGAGCCACAGCAGUGUUCUACACGGGAAGUAUGAGCUCGGGCGGCUCCUCGGCCACGGGACUUUCGCGAAGGUGUACCACGCGCGGAACUUGCAGAGCGGGAAGAGCGUGGCGAUGAAGGUCGUCGGGAAGGAGAAGGUCAUCAAGGUGGGGAUGAUGGAGCAGGUGAAGCGCGAGAUUGCGGUGAUGAAGAUGGUGGAGCACCCCAACAUCGUCGAGCUUCACGAGGUCAUGGCGAGCAAGUCCAAGAUCUACUUCGCUAUGGAACUGGUUCGCGGCGGCGAGCUCUUUUCGAAGGUCGCGAAAGGGCGGUUGAGGGAGGACGUUGCCAGAAUCUACUUCCAGCAGUUGAUUUCCGCCAUUGAUUUUUGCCACAGUCGCGGGGUCUACCACCGGGAUCUGAAGCCGGAGAAUCUCCUACUCGACGAGGAUGGCAACCUUAAGGUCACAGAUUUCGGCCUGAGCGCGUUCUCCGAGCACUUGAAGCCGGAUGGACUGCUCCACACGACGUGCGGCACGCCGGCCUACGUCGCGCCGGAGGUGAUUGGAAAGAAGGGAUACGACGGCGCCAAGGCGGAUCUGUGGUCGUGCGGCGUGAUUCUGUAUGUUCUUCUUGCUGGAUUCUUACCUUUUCAGGAUGACAAUUUAGUGGCUAUGUACAGGAAGAUUUACAGGGGAGAUUUCAAGUGUCCUCCAUGGUUUUCGUCCGACUCUCGAAAACUCGUAACGAGGCUUCUCGAUCCGAACCCGAACACUCGAAUCACCAUCGCGAAGAUCACAGAAUCAUCGUGGUUCAAGAAAUCAGCGCCGAGGAGCAUAUGGACCAAGGAGGAGCAAGAGUUUGAGAACUGCAACGGCGGAGAGGGCGGGAAUGGUAACAAUGGAGCGAAAUUGAAGGAACCGGAGACGCUUAAUGCGUUCCACAUAAUUUCCCUAUCGGAAGGGUUCGACCUGUCGCCGCUGUUCGAGGAGAAGAGGAGGGAGGAGAAAGAAGAGCUGAGGUUCGCGACGACGAGGCCGGCAAGCAGCGUGAUAUCGAAGCUGGAGGAGGUGGCUAAGGCGGUGAGAUUCGACGUGAAGAAGAGCGAGUCGACGGUGAGGCUGCAGGGCCAAGAACGGGGCCGCAAGGGGAAGCUAGCAAUCGCCGCUGAGCUGUACUCGGUGGCGCCGUCGUUCCUGGUGGUGGAGGUGAAGAAACACGGCGGAGACACGCUGGAGUACAAUCAGUUCUGCAGCAAGGAGCUCCGGCCUGCGCUCAAGGACAUCGCCUGGACGCCCGCCGAGAAUUCGGCACCAGCUUGAAGAGAAAUCAAAUCGAUGAACUGACCGAGAAUUGCAGAACCCGAAGUGAAGAAGAAUCCAAAUUACGUUGAUCAAUCAUGUGUUAAUUUGUUUAGAUUGUUUAGGUUGAAUUGAAUCGAAGGAACGAACUGUUAUCAAUUAUUUGGCUAGUGUUUCUGGUUCAGUCUUGUGAUUUGAGUACGUGUUUCUGUUCAUAUAAAUAAUAAAAUAAUUUAUUAUUAAA